UUGGAGGACGGCCGCGUGCUGCAGCGGGCGACGCGCGCGUUCGACGUGAACCGCGACGGCAAGGUCGACUUCGACGAGUUCGUCAUCGGCAUGGCGCGGUUCAUGCCCACGGACGACGUCGCGGCCCAGCUCGCCUACAUCUUCAGCCUCUACGACGUCAACCGCGACGGCAACGUCGAGCUCUGGGAGGUCACGGACGUGCUCGAGGACCACGAGGACGACCUGGGCAACAUGUACGAGCACUGCCUCAAGGUGAACUGGAAGCUGGACCUCAACGGCGACGGCAAGAUCACCAUGGGCGAGUUCUUCAAGGUCAUGGGCAGCGAGAAGAUCUAC
Molecule: messenger RNA, 336 nt
Organism: Aureococcus anophagefferens
Lineage: Eukaryota; Pelagophyceae; Pelagomonadales; Pelagomonadaceae
Exons: 1
Molecular function (GO): calcium ion binding; calcium-dependent protein serine/threonine phosphatase regulator activity
Source: RefSeq, a predicted model, not a curated record